AUGGCUCUUGCAACUGCAUCUACCCAGUUCCUCCACCUUGCGAACGUCUUCCGGCUCCUCAGCCUUCGAAGCGAUGCCGAUGAUAUAAUUUUGGAGCUUCUGGGCAGGUUCUCGCUGGAUAGAAUAUACGCUGAUAGCAACCGUGAGAAGUUCCAACAACUUGUCAGCACUCUGCUAUCGCAGCUCAACGCUGUUCUCUAUAUCCAGCGCCUAUCACUCCCUUCGGACAAGGAGCAGGUUGAAGAAUAUGUGGGCUUUCUGGCGAAUUGGGAGACCAUAUCGCGGUCCAUAGAAUUCGUAUUGCAAGUCGUUCUCGAGGGACAUGAGAAUCUGUUCAAUGUUCACCAGCACCUGGAUGUGCAGCUGGCCGACCUCGUCUCUACAGCGUUACGUGUACUAUCAUUUCAUCCUAAGAGCCUUCCAGAUAUAAAAGACCAGAAGCACCGGUUUGCUCGAAUCCAUCGGCUCCUCGAUAAACUACAUGACCGUUACCCAGGCCCGAGACCAUGUCUCCUACUCAUCUGUCGAGAUAUGGCUAAUGCGUUACGUAUGGAUCCUACAUCGCUGCCACUGCCCACCAAGCUCAUGAAGGAAAUACCAAACUUGGCCCUGGAUUUGUACCCAUUACAUGACUGCUUGUCGGAUCGAUAUGUCUCUACAAUUGCUGAGCAGGAAGGCCGUUUUAACAACUGGCUGACACAGUUUUUGGCCCUGAGAGAUAUCACCCAGUUCGUUGUUGGCGCAUCUAUUCAGUAUGCGGUUUCAGAGGAAACCGAAGACUUUGACCUCCCAGCGUCAUGUGCCAAAACUAGAGACGCGAUCCUAUCCAGUCUGGAUAAAAUAUACAUGCCCAACAAUUACCCGAAACUAGAAUUGCUAUCCAUGUUUAGCGAAGCGUUCCGAACUAUUUUGCCAGAUACACCCCCAAUCAAUGGAUUCCGAAAUCUAUCAGGGCUUCUUGGUGACGUCAAUGAUGUAGAGGCCAUCAAGUCAUUCUGUUCAUCACUUUCAAACAGACAAAUUAUUCAUCGGUCAAGCGAUGGACCUUUGAUGCAUGCGAUUGCAGAGGUGAACAGGCGCAUAACUCUUCUCGAUGACCCAAAUGAAACUUCCGAAGACAUGGUACUUCGAGUGCCCCGAGUAUAUGCGCUAAAUUGCAAAUCCUGCCACCUCGCUGGAAAUACUCAAUUACGAGUUCUAGAGCAACUUGAAUUCCCGAAACCGACCGAAGGAUCUGAGAUUGGCCUGCCAUCAAACACGAAAUGUGUUCAGUGCAAGCAAGUAGUAACUCUUGCACGGGAAAUACCACUUAUCAGAGAAACAUGGGAGCUCCUAAAUGACGUUGAAUACAAUGCCGAUCCUCCCAGCGAGCUACGGCACUUCUCACCUCCAUAUCAACUAUUUCCGCCCAAAAUACUCUCCGAUCCAUCAUCAUCUCUUAGGCCUCCACAGAGUCCCAACCCGAACCCUAGUCCGACCACUAUAGGAAGAUCCCCCACCACCGCGACUAGCAUAUCUCCAGUGUCACCCGAUACAAGGCACGCUUUUGAAGAUAUUCAUAAUAAAGAGCACUCAUUGGGGUCAAUAACCGAAGUGGUUAGCCCUGACGCUGAUAUUUCUAGGCAACAUCUUACCAAUACAUCCGACAAUUCCACCCAUAACGGUUCUGAAACUUAUCGCAAGCUGCCGGUUAAGGUAGCAGAUAUUCAUCGUACAGCUAGUCAGCAUAGUGUCUCACCUCCCCGUCUUGGUACUUCGAGUAAGUCACUGCCUGGGAGGAAAAUCUCGAGGUUGUUUAAACCUAAGAGAGAACAUCGGUCUACACCUUCAGGAGAUGCAAGCUCCCAUUCGUCUGGAUCAAUGGAAAACCAGCGACCAGAGGAGAUCUGCCUGAAGAAUCUGACUAGUGCGGCAAAAUCCCAAGGAAAAGGAAAGGUUUCAAAACUUAUGAAUGUCAGUCUUUCCCAGAAUAGCACCAAUGCCCUGUUCUGGAUGCCCUCGACCAUUCAAGUAUGGGACGUUGGCGUGACGCCUGCAGCCGUGACUAGGAUCAUUCCCACCGAAGGUUCAUGUCUUCUUGCUGCUGUUACGAAAAGAUAUCUGGCGUAUAUCGUUGGGAGCAAGGACCAAAAACUCACGCUUCGAAUCAUCAAUCUUUCUUUUCCGACCGCUGCACCCCUGGAAUAUCAAAUGCCUUCAUCCCAAUGGUGUAAGAGUAUUGCGAUUUGCCCAAGAGAGUCACACGUUGCCGUCGGCUUUGAGAAUGCCACUGUUCGAUUCUUUAAAACCACUAUGUUUGAACCGCAACGGGAGUUCCGUCUUCAUAAUCGAUACCAUACCCCUAGCGAAUGUGAGAAGUGUCCACCUGUCGACACUCUCUCGUUUUCACCAGAUGGGGAGACGCUCAUAGCAAGCACAAGAAAUGCGAAAGGCGUAAUACAAACAUUCCUCCGUCGAGCGUCGACGUUCACUUUCCAAGAGCUCUCCAACUGCCACUACCCUAUUCCAUUGCAUGAGUCGGAAGAUGGUGGAAUUUCGUCAGUCCUGUAUCGGCCUGGCGUAGGCGGAGAAGAUGACUUGGUGUGUAUCACAACAUGGACACAAUCAGGCACACCAUUAUUGUUGUCUCCCAAGACUGGGCACCGGGUCGAGAUCAAAGCCGAUGGUUCAGGGCAUGGACGUCGUCUCGGCACACGAGUACAAUGCGGUGCUUUCUCCUUAACUGGAAAACAGCUCGGCAUGGUAAACGACAAAGGCCACCUCUACCUUGUGACUAACCUUAACUCGAGUGUGAUGGAAGCACGAAGGCUUGCUACUACCAAGGAGCUUACCGCAAGAUGCAGCUUUUUCGCGAUGUCGUUCAUGGUACUCCAGGGUGACGAAUCAAUAGUCCUCGCUUGGGCAGAUGUUAACAAAAGUGUGGGCUAUAUUCGCAGGAUACCAGUUCCAUUUACUCAUGGGGAAUCUACGGUGACGGACACUGCAUUGGCUCACCACCAAGAUGUUACGGAACUUCCCGGGGAUAUUAGUGGCGGGACUUAUUCCUCAUUUACUGACAGGUCUGGUGAGACCUACCAGAAUGCUACGCAACUGCCACCUCGACCUGCUGCCCAGUAUAGGACAGUAUCGUCGCGCCCAGUGGAGCUCCCUGCUACUGAUGGGCUGAGAUCCCUAUCUUUAAAAACGCAGUAG
This is a messenger RNA of Trichophyton rubrum CBS 118892, 3192 nucleotides long. RefSeq lists its product as uncharacterized. Bases 1 to 3192 code for a protein of 1063 amino acids. Lineage: Eukaryota; Fungi; Ascomycota; Eurotiomycetes; Onygenales; Arthrodermataceae. The transcript has 6 exons. Gene Ontology annotation, molecular function: protein binding. The record is from RefSeq and is a predicted model, not a curated record.